AUGAUGAUAUGGCACUGGUUAUUUGUUCUUUAUUUCCUGUUUGCCAGCACUGUUCAAGGUCUAUUCCAGGAAUACAACCCCUUCGCAAACAAGAAUAUUUCCCUAAAGUUCCCAAAAAUAAACGGUUGGGGGAAGAACAUUAUGGCGACUGGUCAACAGACAAUUAUCAAUUCAGAUAGCAUUUAUGAAUGGACCCCAAUUCUAUCAAACAUAACAGGGGGCAAGAAGGACAGCUUUGUGUUUACCAUCGACGCAGAAGCCUCUGGUUAUGGAUUCGCACCUACGUAUGAAGUAUUGAUGUUUAUCAGUGGCAAUAUUUGCGAAAUGCCUACAAAUAAAUCGGAAGUAGAUUUAACAAUAUACUAUUCUUUCAACGAAACAGUUUUAGAUAACCCAGAGAUUGGCCAAUGUGCGGUUUUCCAAGAUGGUUACAUUCAAGCAUUAGCAAUUAGUCCGGUACAGUCUUCUAAUUCAAAUGCCACCUCCACUUAUUCAAAUCUUUAUGUGGUAGUACAGCUAGUGAAUUCUACUACAAAUGAACCACUAUCCAGUUCUGACAGCUCAGAAAAUUGGGAGUACAGACUAAGUAUUUCCGAGAACGAUUUGGUAUUUCAAUGGGACGUAAGGCCUUGGGUGGAUGUCCUGGACACUGAUAUGAACUCUGCACUACUGUCCACUGGUAAUGUCACUGCUGACGCUAAAGUUUACCACAAUUUUUCAAUAUAUGAUCCAUCCUUAUACGACCUAUAUGUUUACUCGUACGAAGAUUCUGUUAAAGUAAACCAAAACUAUAAUCUUUCUCUAUGUGCUGUAAAGAAUGGACCCCAUUUAGUGUCUUCUCAAAGUACACCGAAUGCAACAGUUACCUCAAACAGUACAAACCCAUUAGGACGUACCGAUCUCGCCAUCCAGAGAAAAAUAGCUGAGUAUGGUGGCAGCGUAACCGAAAUGUUUUAUGUAACAGGGCUGAAUGCCUCAACAACCUAUGUCGCUUACCUAACAAAGAAAAUCAGUAAUGGUGAUGGAUUGUCAAGUGUGGGUGGUGUAUUAUUUUCACCUGUAUACUUUACCACAAGAGGUACUGACGCGUGCUCUUUAAUCUUUGAUUUAAACUUCUGCAGUGACGUGGCAUAUUCCGUACCUACUUCAUCAUUCUCCGUAAAUAAUAAGACUCUCAUGGCACAGACAUAUGAUCACAUCGCCGAGGCACUUUAUUCGAAUUUUAGCAAAGCUUUACAGUUAAUCUCCUGUGACGCAGACAAAAAUGCAAGGUACUCUCCAAUCAUGACUUGCGAUGAUUGCGCAGAAGCGUAUCGUGACUGGGUAUGUGCAGUGUCCAUUCCUAGAUGUAGCACUACUUCUUCCCAGUACUAUAUCCACAGAGAUAAAUCUCACAAUCGUAAUGAUUAUUUGAAUCAAUUCAUUAAACCUUUGGAUGACUAUUAUGAAAUACUACCUUGUAUUGAUAUGUGCUAUACAUUGGUACGAAACUGCCCCAGUGACUUUGGAUUUGCUUGUCCGGAUGACGUAACUACGGAAGAUCUUCUUUAUCAAAGUUACAAUUUCUAUAUGGAUACGGAUUAUGCGACAUGCAAUUAUAUAGGUAAUUCAUCAUUGAUGGAAAUUCAUCCUUUGGACGAUACAUAA
Saccharomyces mikatae IFO 1815 is the source of this 1647-nucleotide messenger RNA. It is a transcript of the gene MID1, whose product is annotated as Mid1p. Gene Ontology annotation, molecular function: calcium channel activity. The record is from RefSeq and is a predicted model, not a curated record. NCBI's taxonomy places the organism in Eukaryota, Fungi, Ascomycota, Saccharomycetes, Saccharomycetales, Saccharomycetaceae. Gene Ontology annotation, biological process: calcium ion import across plasma membrane. Bases 1 to 1647 code for a protein of 548 amino acids. The transcript has a single exon.